UGGCAGGCUCGCAUAGCUAAAGCCUUCAAGUCCUAUUAUCGGAGAGGGACUUUUUCCAUUAUUUAUCCUAUUUCCGAUCGGACCUUGCCCUUGCCAAUUCCUUUUCUAUCCCUAUAUUAGAAUUAGCCCGACUUGCCAUUAGAGUGUUCUUUCAGACGUUGAGAGGAAGGGACCCGCGGACACACCAUCAGAGCUAGAUUUAGCUUAGGAUCGGUCAAUUGCCCCAACCCCAUCAUCGAAUGAGGUUAAGUGCGCCUUUCGGAGACUUUGAUAAAGAAUCCCUUCCUUCGGCGAACGGCUAGACACUUCUAUAGUGGGAUCUCUUGAACCGGCUAUAUUUUGGUAACGAUGAAAAAAGUAAAAAAUAAAGAGUUCACCUGCGACGAAUGAAAACCCUCUCCUCUUCCACCUGCUAGGAAACUUCAAGCUUUAGCUGUACCAAUCCUCUUAAUCCGCCAUUAUACUUGAAAAAUUGGUUAAUGCUUUCUGCACUAUAGGAAUAGCAUAUCACACUAUUUUGGAAAAUUUAAUCAGAAUUUUUUUAAAAUCGCCAUUUUUGGAAAAUCUGAGGUCCGUCCAUCAUUGGAGGAGGUCAAGAUCAAACACGACUAUGAGCAUUUCACCUUCACUGUUUAGUUCUUCUGGCUCCCUUCUCUCCAUUCUCACACUUCUUCUAACAUUCACUCAUGGGAACACGAUGGAUAUAAAAGUUCUGCAAGUCGGACAGGAGCUAAUGAAGGAAACUCUUCCAUUACAGUCCGGAUCUAGACUAUAUGAACUGCAAGGGUUGAAUUCGAAUAAGUGGUAUGAAGUGAAGAUCUCAUAUCCUGCUUCUAUACCAGCGACUUUUACUUUACAACUAAGUAAAGGAAGUUCGGGGCUAAAUGGUGGUAGGAAGUUACUGAAUACUGAAAAGAUUAUUUUUCAAGCUGACAGUAUUCAAUUUCUUGGCGACAAGGGCGGAACAUCUGUCCUGGUAAAUGUUGAGCCUGAGGGAAUUGUUGCAAUACCUGGGGUAAAGGAGAGGAAGUACGUGAUAUAUAAUAUAGUAUGUGAUGAGCUACUCUUUGGUAUCCCUCACCAAGCAUGGUAUGUGGUAGUGUUGGUGGUGCUCUGCUUGGCACUAGCACUUGUAAUCCCCUCUUUCCUUCCGCCAUAUCUUCUACCAAGGAAUCAAGGGUUAAGUGCAGCUGGUCGUGGUAUGUCGAAGGACUCUUAACCAUGUUCUGGUAUUUGGCACCAGUUGGCAAUGGGUAGAGUGGGUCUUGAAGCUCAAAGUAUUAGAAAAUUUUUCUAACCUUUGUAAGCUAGUUUUCUUAAUUGCAAAUGAUUAAGAUAUGCAUGGUUACUCAAUGGAAUCCUUCACCCCCUCUCUUUCUCACUGUGUUCUAUUUUUCCUUCUCUUGACUGUAAACGUGGAUUUUGUUUUGUUCUAUCAUUUACUUGCUUAAACAAAGUCUCAACUUGCAAAGAUUUCA
Messenger RNA from Nicotiana tabacum (common tobacco), 1478 nucleotides. RefSeq lists its product as uncharacterized. Lineage: Eukaryota; Viridiplantae; Streptophyta; Magnoliopsida; Solanales; Solanaceae. The record is from RefSeq and is a predicted model, not a curated record.